AUGACACUCUUUGGAGAAAUACAUCCAUGCAAAAUAUUACAUUUGAGGGAACACAGGAAUACCGACGGGGUGUAUGCAAUCAAUUUUCUGAAGAAGGACAUCACAAUCCAGACUGACAAUGUUGAAUGCAUAAUAGUGGAGAAGAGGGUGAUGGCCCUGCAACAAAAGCCUCCAUUCAUAGUGCAGCUUUUACUCCUGCCUCCAAACUAUAAUGCGUCAAUUACUUUGUCUUUCACUUGUUCCUCCAACCGUGACCCGCUUGUUGAACCUCUCCCUAGCAUAAAAGUUAUUCGUGAACUUGAUUUGUCCCAUCAUAAACCUGUAACAACUCCUGAACUCAGUGUUAAUGCAGAUUUCGAGUACUUCAACACCAGCAGCCCCAAGUAUGACAAGGAGAAUAGAACGCUUCCAAGAAAAAAUAAUAAGAGGUUACUAUUAGAAAUUACUAAUUAUAAAAUGAGCUGUAUUGAUGAUGGGCAUUUAAAUGAAAAAUGA
This is a messenger RNA of Echinococcus granulosus, 495 nucleotides long. Its product is annotated as Calcium-dependent protein kinase C. Bases 1 to 495 code for a protein of 164 amino acids. The transcript has 4 exons. Lineage: Eukaryota; Metazoa; Platyhelminthes; Cestoda; Cyclophyllidea; Taeniidae. The record is from RefSeq and is a predicted model, not a curated record.